CACCGUUCCGUGGGCGCUGCAGCCAGCCAACACCCCCUCGAAACACCACACAUCGGCUGCAGCUCCAACAUCGACCCUCGCCGCAUCAACUGUGUCGCGUCUCGACGACAUCCAAUCACAAACAAAACAUCUCCGACAGACACACGCCCCCAAACACGUGAAGCAAGCCCAUCGACAGCUCGCGAAGCUACCCCCGUAGCUCAGGCUGAAGCUCUCCGCGUCGAAGCUUACGCAAGGAACCACGCACCGUGCCUGUGCUGUCAAGCAUCGCACGCGUUCUUCUCACUCUCCUCAGGCGGCAGCUGGCCCUGCAAUGAUAGCCUAGGCUCACCCCCAAAGCCCGCCAUGUUCUCCAACAUCUCCAACCUCGUCCAAAAGGCCCAGCAGCUCAUCGACCCCCUCCAGGGCCUCAACCUCUCCGGCAGCGAUCGAAACCCGUCCAAGGCGUCCCUCUUCCAGAACCAAUUCCGCCUGCCCGCGUCCCAAACACCCCUCUUUGAAAUCAGCGCAGAGCUCACCAUCCCGCCCAUCAAUGCGUCCAAGGACCAAAAGUACCAGGACCAAGGCUGGCACUAUGCCGGCAAGCUGCAUCUCUCCGAGGCCUUUCUCUGCUUCUCGACCACGCCCUCCAGCUUCAUCCAGUCCGCCAGCACAUCCUCGUCAGCCCUCUUCACGGGACAGACCCACGGCGGCGGGCCCAGCGGCAACGGCUUUACUUUUCCGCUGUGCUCCGUCCGUCGCGUAGAGAGACUCAAUAGCCAAAACUUUCAGUUUGCCCUGGCCAUCACAACAUGGAACGGUCUACUCUUCGAAAAUGCCAAAAACAGAGACACUGCCAACGAGCCGACGGAACAGCGCGUAACCAUCCACCUGGCUGGAUCCAGGCAAGCAUGCGAGCGCUUCUGCGACGGGCUCAAGAAGGGCCUCCGCGCCGGCGUAGGAAACGUCAACAAGUUGCGAAAGGUCGUUGCUGAGUGCUACUCGGAGCACCUGCUGCGGUCCGAGGACAAAAAGGGCAGCACACCACCAGAUGCCGGUCUCGGUAUGCUCUUUCGAUAUCCUGGCGACCCCAAGAAGCUCCGCGACAGAGCCAAGAUGCGUCUCUGGGGCGAGUACCUGCGUGAUAAUGGCCGCAAUGCCACUCUCAUUAGACAGCCUACCUUUCACAAGCUCAUCCGUGUCGGUCUGCCAAAUAGACUCAGAGGCGAAAUGUGGGAGUUGACGUCUGGCUCGCUGUACUUGCGUCUAGAGCACCCAACGCACUAUGCAGAGACCCUUGCCAAGUUUGAAGGCCAAGAAUCGCUCGCCAUUGACGAAAUUGAAAAGGAUCUCAACAGAAGUCUGCCAGAGUAUCCUGGCUUCCAGAGCGAGGAAGGCAUUGGCCGUCUGCGCCGCGUGCUUACCGCCUACAGUUGGGUCAAUCCCGACGUGGGAUACUGCCAGGCCAUGAACAUUGUCGUGGCGGCACUGCUCAUUUACAUGUCCGAGUCGCAGGCCUUUUUCCUUCUAUCUGCGCUCUGCGACAGGCUUGUACCUGGAUACUACUCAACCACCAUGUACGGCACGCUACUCGACCAAAAGGUGUUUGAGUCGCUAGUAGAACGAACCAUGCCCAUUCUGUGGGAUCACCUCGUCAAGAGCGACGUCCAGCUGUCUGUGGUGUCGUUGCCGUGGUUCCUCUCGCUCUACAUUAACUCCAUGCCGCUGGUGUUUGCCUUUAGAGUGCUCGACGUCUUCUUCGUCGAAGGUCCCAAGGUCCUGUUCCAAGUCGGCCUGGCCAUUCUGCGCAUCAAUGGUGAGGAGCUGCUGGAUGCUGCCGAUGACGGCGCUUUUAUUUCGGUGCUCAAGACGUACUUUUCGCGUCUUGACCAGUCUGCCCACCCCAAGUCAGACAACCCCAAGCUGCGCGCCGUCACGCGGUUCCAGGAGCUCAUGGUGGUUGCUUUCAAAGAAUUUGCGGGCAUCACACACAGCAGCAUCACGGAGCUGCGUCUCAAGAACAAGGAUGCCGUGCUCAACAAUAUUGAAAACUUUGCCAAGCGCACCGCCAUUCGCAAUCUUGGCCCCGAGAGCAAACUGCUGAGCAACGAGGAGCUCAGCUCCAUCUAUGACCGCUUCUACAACGUCCUCUACGAAAGACAGCAGCGAGACUCCAUCAUCCAGGAGCAGAACCAGCGCAGGAUGCGUGCCAGCAGAGUGCGCGCAUCAGAAAUCUUCACUACAUCGACACCCUCCCAAGACCAAGUGGAAAAGGGCCGCGUCGGCCUCGGUCCCAGCACAAGCAUGAUGGACUAUGAUGCGUUUAGAGAGUUCCUGGCGGGCAUGUCGAAAUGGGCCAUUGCAGACACGCCUAGUCAUUCACACAAUGGCUCCGGCGCGGAGACGGAACGGCUGUCCAAGACGGCCGGUGCCAGGUCAGGGCUCGGUGCCAUGUCGCCAUGGGGCUUUGGGCCUGAGCCUGUCGAUCACGACUUUUUAAGGCGCACGUUUGCAAAGUGGGAUUCCGACAAGACGUCGGCGCUGACGCUACAAAACGUAGUCGCUGGUCUGGCCGGCGUCAAGGGCAAAAAGGACAUUAUGGGCACGAUUAACUACUUUUUUGACCUCUACGAUGAUGAUGGCGACGGCAGAGUGGACCGCGAGGGUAUCCUCGGCAUGUCUGAGGCGCUGCUCUUCCUAUCUCGACGUGGUUUAGAAGGCACAUUAAGUCCGACUGCAAGCACGCCCGACGGCGAUGCGUCGUCGCCAGCACAGACAGCUGGUGGUUCCGUCAAUGAACGCUUCCUCGGCAGCGUAAGCGCCUUUAUCCGCCGCUGCUUCGAGUAUGCCGACCCCGACCAUCCCUCCCAGGCCCAAGCAGCUAAGGCUGGCGGUGGUGAUUUGAUCUCGUUAGAAGAAGGUGAUGAAGACAAGGACAAACCCCAAUCAGAUGCACCCACCUCGAAAUCCGAGACGGCCAAUGCUGCACUGGACCCUGCGCACCCGCUGCACAUUACACUGCCCACGUUCCGCAUGGUGGUGUUGGCAGACGAGCUACUAGAGCAGUUCUUUGACUCGUCUCUCCCGACAUCCUUCCACGUCAUCAACGGCAUCUUUGAGGCACCUCAGAGCGCUGGCCCGACCCUGACGACCUUUUCCAGUCUCGGCCUGCCGUCGCGCGCCAGCAACAACAGCGGUCCUGCUAGGUUCUCGCCCGCCGGUGGUCCCGCAGCAGGCCGUGGUCUCCGCGGCGUUCUGGACAACAUUGUCACGGACGGCAUGCGUGUGGCGACAGAGGUCCGCAGACGCAUGGAGGAGGCACAGAAGGAGCUCGAGAAGAAUGCGGUACCUGGUGCCCGUGACGAGGACGAUGAGGAAGAUGACGAUUUGGGCAUCCAUAUGCCAUCGAGCAGUGGCGCAUCGAUACGUGGAGAGGGAAGGUCGGUGCGAAGCUCGGAUCGGGAUCUGCUGGAUGGUGCGGAUGCAGAGGCUGGCGCGAAAGACCAGCCGGAGCAGCAGCAGCAGCCGCUGGUGAGUCUGGAGGAGGUGGUGCCGCAGGAUGGAGGGGCGGGCGUGUUGGAGUUUGAUACGGAGAAGCAGGAUGCGGGGGCGUAGGCGUGGGGGGGUAGAAUAGAAUAUCAGUCAUGGCGUAAAUGAAUUUGCAUUGAAAGUUACGAUCUUAACAGACUGGCA
This is a messenger RNA of [Torrubiella] hemipterigena, 3672 nucleotides long. Lineage: Eukaryota; Fungi; Ascomycota; Sordariomycetes; Hypocreales; Clavicipitaceae. The record is from the annotation of a GenBank genome assembly.